Messenger RNA from Artibeus jamaicensis (Jamaican fruit-eating bat), 3066 nucleotides. RefSeq names its product bactericidal permeability increasing protein (gene BPI). NCBI's taxonomy places the organism in Eukaryota, Metazoa, Chordata, Mammalia, Chiroptera, Phyllostomidae. The record is from RefSeq and is a predicted model, not a curated record. The transcript is spliced from 16 exons. Gene Ontology annotation, biological process: negative regulation of macrophage activation; innate immune response; negative regulation of interleukin-6 production. The coding region runs from base 105 to 1670 and encodes 521 amino acids. Gene Ontology annotation, molecular function: lipopolysaccharide binding.
CUUUCCACAUCCUAGUGUAACUUGCAUUUCCCCAGCCAGCUCCUUAUAGGUCCCUGGUUCCCUGCCAAAGCCGCGAGGCUGUGCCAGCUCUGGAGGACGAAGAUAUGGCCAGAGGCCUGGACUGCAUGAUGAGGUGGGCAACCCUGGUGGUGCUGGCCGCCCUGGGCACAGCUGUGACAGAGGCCACCAACCCCGGCGUCGUGGUCAGGAUCACCCAGAAGGGCCUGGAUUACGCCUGCCAGCAGGGAGUGGCUGCGCUGCAGAAGGAGCUGGAGAAGAUCGAGAUUCCCCCUUUCUCAGGAAGCUUUAAGAUCAAGUAUUUGGGGAAAGGCGACUAUAGCUUCUACAGCAUGGUUAUCCGUGGAGUUCAGCUUCCCAGUUCUCAGAUAAAACUGCUGCCCAACGAGGGCCUUGCUGUCUCCGUGACAAAUGCCAAUGUCAAGAUCAGUGGAAAAUGGAAGGCACGCAAGAAUUUCAUUGACAAGACUGGUGUUUCAGUGCUGGUACAGGAUCUGGAUGAGGAAACUGGAGCUCAGAGAGGCAAAGAAACACUCCCAAAGCCACACAGCAUGGGCGGAGGCUGUGGCAGUGGCAAAGUCAGAGGCAACUUUGACCUGAGUGUGGAAGGCAUCUCCAUUUCGACUAGUCUGAAACUGAGCUGUGACCCCACCUCAGGCCACUCCACCGCCACCUGCGCCAGCUGUAGCAGCAACAUUGCCAGCGUCCACGUGCACAUCUCAGGCAGCCACCUGGGGUGGCUGAUCCAACUCUUCCAGAAAAAAAUUGAGUCUUCACUCCGAAACACCAUAAACAGCAAGAUCUGCCAGGCAGUGACCAGUUCUGUGUCCUCCAAGCUGGAAUCUUUUCUCCAGUCAAUGCCAGUGACAGCCAAGAUCGAUAAUGUGGCCGGGAUUGAUUACUCACUUUUGGCACCUCCGACAGCCACGGCUGAGACCCUGGAUGGGCAGCUGAAGGGGGAGUUUUUCAGCCUGGCCCAUCGCAGCGCCCCUCCCUUCACCCCACCGGGGCUGGCCUUCCCCACCGACCAUGACCACAUGGUGUACCUGGGCCUCUCCGACUACUUCUUCAACACGGCCGGGCUCGUGUACCAGCAGGCCGGAGUCCUGAACCUGACCCUCAAGGACGACAUGAUUCCAAAGGAAUCCAAAUUCCGACUGACAACCAAAUUCCUUGGAACCCUCAUACCCCAGGUGGCCAGGAUGUUCCCCAACAUGACCGUGCAGCUCCUCGUCCAGGUCUCCUCCCCACCUCGCCUCACCGUGGCCCCUGCUGGCCUCGCCUUCACCCCUGCCCUGGAGGCCCAGGCCUUUGCUGUUCUCCCGAACUCCUCCUUGGCGCCUCUCUUCCUGCUCGGCCUGAGCACGCACGUGUCUGUGGAGGUCGGUGCCAAGUCCGACAGGCUUGUGGGACAGCUCGGCUUGGACAAGCUGCUCCUGACACUGAAGCACUCGGACAUCGGCCCCUUCUCGGUUGAACUGCUGCAGGCCAUCAUGAACUAUGUCCUGCCCACCACCGUGCUUCCCAAGGUCAACGAGAGGCUGCAGCAAGGCUUCCCUCUCCCGCUGCCCAGGCGCGUCCAGCUCCUCAACCUGGUGCUCCAGUCUUACCAGAACUUCCUGCUGUUUGGUGCGGACGUGCAGUACAACUGAAGUCACUGCAGGUGCUGGGGGCCGUCAGCCACACAGGGAGGCAGAGGUCGUCGACACCCACUCCUGACAGGCCCGUGGCCCGGCCACCUUUCUCCCAGCCACACUCCCUACCUCUUGACCCCGAGACCCUUGCAAUCUUCUCUAACUCAGGUUCAGAAGUGGCUGAACCAUCGAGAACCUUGUUCCUUGGGAAAGGGUGGUGUGUAUGUCAGGGACUAGGUGCUUCUUACAAAGGCUAAGCCUGCACCAGCAUUUCCCUCAGAAAUUGCAUUUCGGUUGUAAUCACAAUGUUUCUCUUCAUGUUCCACACAAAAAAAAAUCUGGGUUUUUAAAAUAUGGAAUUCUGUGUGAUGGUAUUGUUUCUUGUCUUAUGUCCAUUCAUUCAUUCACUGGCUGCACCCAGCAUGGCCUGUAGCACCAAUGUACGGCACAGAUAUGUUGCUUCUUGAUUUCUCUAGUCUCUUGAGCCCCCAUAUGCCUCUGUUAGCAAAACUGCCAUUGUGUCUCUUUGAAGACACCCCUCAUUCCACACUGGCCAAGAGUCCCAAGGGAGUAUGAGUCUUGCUUCCUAAUGCCAGGCAGUUUGCAGAGUGGAUGGGUCCACGGGGCUGUUGUUCCCGCUGUGGCCGCGUGGUGGCGCUGUUGAACAGCUAUCCUGCACAGCCUGUUUUCCCUGCCCCACACUUGGGCCCAAGAAUAAUAGCUCCUUCAAUCUGUGAUCUCCUCUCCUGCCCAGCCAUUGGGCCCGACGCAGAACUGGGCCAGAGGACAGAUGCCAUUGGAGUUUCAGUCAAUUGCAUCCUCAGCUACAGUUAGCACCUUGCCCAUGGCUUUCCAGAUCACCAGCACAGGCCAUCCUUGGGCUCAGUGAGUUUCCUCCUGGGCUUUGGGACAGACAGCUCCUGCCAUGGGACACCAUGGGUGGCUGUCUCAGGCCAUUAGACAGAUCCUAACAGCAUUUGAUUAAGCAUUUCCUGGAAGUCCUCUCUGAGCUGUUGGCAUCUGGUCUGAGGCUGGAAGGGUGAGGAAGGGUCUGAAGCAGUCAAUGUGGUGCGGGCGACAUGACCAGAAUGAGCUUUAAAAUGUCUUGUUGUGCCUUCUGAAAGGACGAAGGAGGGCAGGAGGUGAAGGGGGUGGGCACGAAUUAGGAAUCUGUUGUUCAGACUUCAUCCAGGCGGGCCGUAGUAAAAAUGGACGAUAGCAGCAUGGAUAGUGAUGGAAACCAGAUGAAAGGUAUUUUUAAAGAAGAUUGUACACAUUGCUGCUAACAGCAUCAGUUUUGUCGAGUGCAGGAGAGGCUCUGGGGCCACACAGGGGAAGAGAGGGAAACUGAUCACGCGCAGCACAUGAAUGAUCCCACUGAACCCCACAGCCCUCACCACCCCACCCUCCCAGU